AAAACUUGACCUCCCGUCAUUCAAUCUUUUCCAAACCGGAGACGAACGCUUUCUUCUAUACAAAGAAGUACUUCGGAAAGGCCUAUCGUCGAUUUAUCUUCAUAUUGAUUUCUUUAAAGUUACUUCGGUUACUUAUUUCUAUUAGUACUUUAGUAGUAACUGUUUCUAUAUUGUGGUGGACAAAGAUCAUGUUCUUGACUAUGGAAACUUGUAAUAUUCAUCUCCAUAUCACUUUCGCUCUAAAUAUGUACUUCAUCAGUUCAUUGCUAGGAUUCAAGAUACCAACACUCGCUUCAAUUCUUGAAAUUUAAAGAAGGAGAAGGUAACUCAGGAGGAUUUCCAGUUACUUCUGAUACUUUAUUUCUAUAUUGUGCAGGGACAAAGAUGGAAACUUGUAAUAUUCAUCUCCAUAUCACUUUCGCUCUAAAUAUGUACUUCAUCAGUUCAUUGCUAGGAUUCAAGAUACCAACACUCGCUUCAAUUCUUGAAAUUUAAAGAAGGAGAAGGUAACUCAGGAGGAUUUCCAGUUACUUCUGAUACUUUAUUUCUAUAUUGUGCAGGGACAAAGAUGGAAACUUGUAAUAUUCAUCUCCAUAUCACUUUCGCUCUAAAUAUGUACUUCAUCAGUUCAUUGCUAGGAUUCAAGAUACUAACACUCGCUUCAAUUCUUGAAAUUUAAAGAAGGAGAAGGUAACUCAGGAGGAUUUCCAGUUACUUCUGAUACUUUAUUUCUAUAUUGUGCAGGGACAAAGAUGGAAACUUGUAAUAUUCAUCUCCAUAUCACUUUCGCUCUAAAUAUGUACUUCAUCAGUUCAUUGCUAGGAUUCAAGAUACUAACACUCGCUUCAAUUCUUGAAAUUUAAAGAAGGAGAAGGUAACUCAGGAGGAUUUCCAGUUACUUCUGAUACUUUAUUUCUAUAUUGUGCAGGGACAAAGAUGGAAACUUGUAAUAUUCAUCUCCAUAUCACUUAAGCUCUAAAUUAUUCUCACUUCUUCCUCAUCCCAUAAAUAUGUACUGUGUCAAUUCAUUGUUAGGGUUCCACGCCAUUAUCUCAAGAGUAGCUUCAAGAUCUUUUAAGUACCAUAAUGGCAGUGACUAACGGAGUUCCAGUUGAGAACUUUUGAUGGAAUUAUUUCUACUAGUAGCUGCAUUAACUGUUUCUAAAUUAUUAUUUUGCUAGCACAAAGUAAGUCUGUUAUGCGACCUUUGUACAUCAAUAGGCUAUGGUCUUAUCUGCAUAUGGUAGUUAUGAAGCCUGGAGUAGUUCAUAAUCAGUCGACUGUUGAAAUAAAGAUGUCCAUGUGAUUUAUGAGGUAGGGGUAGAAAUACUCUCAGUUGAGGAUCUGUAUUCUAAAAAAUAAGUAUUAGUACGUUUUUAUCUUUCUAAAUUGAUCUUUCAGUUGACUUUGGAAACUUGUAAUGGCUUCAGAUAUGAUCAAGAGAAUCAGCGGACGUUGAAAUAACACUGUCAUUUGUGAUUUGUGAGGGGACAGCUUAAAUUGGACUCUUGUGUAGGGCUUUGGGCAUAUUGUACAUGGGUGCUACUAUGUAUGUGGUCACUGGUUCUCUUAGUUUGUCAAAGGGACAAAGAUCAUGGUUACAAAUACUGUCAGUUGUGCAAGGACAACUAUUUCUGUUAUGCGACUGGUUCUCCCGUAUUCUCACAUUUGUCAAAGAUCAAGCUUCCUCUUAGGUUUGCAUAUGUGCUUUAGUGGUCUUUAACUGUUCUCCUUCUGUAGCCGAACCCGUUGUCUUGGAUUUGAUCACUAGAUAUCUCAAAAGCUGCUAUCUGGCCCUUCUAAUAUUGAAGAUGUUGUUGGGAAACAUUUCUCUAUCUGGUUCUUGUUUGAUGGACCGAUGAUUAGUCCUUGGGGCUCUCUGAACCAGAUACGGAGAUGCUAUGUCUAUGCUAUACUCAGUAGCUACAAGAUUAGAGCCGGCAUUGCACCUGUGUCUGAUAACAUCUUUACAAAGUAUAGUGAUUUUACAGUCAACUGUAUGUCUAUUCAAGUGCAAAUCCACGGAGCUGAACUCCUUCCUCAGAGUCUGAUGUUCUUGAGAUAUCAAGGAAGCAUAGGAUGAUAACAACACGGUCAUUGAGUGGGCAGCCACUAAGGUGAUGAAAACAUUGUUUACAAGAAAGCCAACUUGUGUGUACUGCACAUGUUGGUGGAAUACGUUCAUAGCAGAAGCACACAGAAAGGGCAGAGAAGAAGUGAAUCUAUACAGAUUACUGUAAUCUAAGCAGGGCAUUUAUUAAUAUACCCUUUUUGGCAAAUUCUUUUAAUUGAAACUCAAUUUUAAGAGGGAAAACCUGAAAAUUCACGCAGUUUAGACAACCUCAGUCCUACUCACACACAUUGAAAUUUUUUCCUUAACAGCACAAAAGGUUGGGUUUUUGAAUAACUCGUUGACAGAUGUGCGCUGCCUGUGCUGUAGGCGCCCAUUUUUCAUACCCCUCUUUUCCUCUCUGCCUCUCUCUUACUUGUCUUUUGUAUACUAGUACUGGCGUUACUUUUGAGGCCUUUUUGCACCGCCGUUUUCCCAUUUUCUCUCUUGUAAUUUCUUUAGGGUUUUUGCAUCUUAAAACCUAGUUUCCAAAUUGCAGUUCACUUCUUGUUCUUUGUGUGCUUUGAACAAAGGAAACGGUUUCCAUGGCUUGUGCUUCUGUUUCUGAGGAGGAAUGCAUCAAAGGACUUCUUGAAGUUGGGAAUGAGCUACUUCAGCAACCCCCAUCUUCUAAAGAGGAGCUUCUGGAGAAACUUGAUAACUUGGAGCAUCUUUUGUCAAUGGUGAAGCAAGUUCCCCCUGCAUCAGUGCGAGAUGCUAUUAAGCCUGCAAUGGAAGCACUGGUUACAGAUGGAGUUCUACGGCAUCCUGACAUAGAUGUGAAGGUGUCAGUUGCAUCUUCCAUGAGUGAGAUCAUUAGAAUUACAGCUCCAGAUCAACCAUAUAAUGAUACCAGACUUGAGGACUUUUUUGAGCUUGCAGUUUUGGCAUUUGGGAAAUUAUCUUGCUUGGAGGGUCGCUGUUAUUCAAAGGCUGUCUCAAUUAUUGAAGUUCUUGCGAAGUACCAAACGUGCGUGCUGAUGUUGGAUCUCCAGUUAGAUGCAUUGAUUGUUCAGAUGUUUCAACAUUUUUUAAAUAGUAUAAGGCCGGACCACCCUGAUGAAGUAUUCAUGAACAUGAAAGAAAUAAUGACCAUGAUAAUAAAAGAGAGUGAUGAUAUUCCAAUGCAGCUUCUGAACAUCCUUGUGAGCAUCCUCAUAAGUAGUGUAAAGAAGGAAAAUCAGAAUGUUUCACCUCGUUCCUAUGUGCUGGGAGAGAAAGUUCUUCAAGAAAGUGCUGUCAAACUUUAUCCAUAUCUUCAAAAAGCAGUGACGGACCUUGGCAUUUCCUUUAACAACUAUUCAGAAGUUGUUGAAUUAAUGUGGAGGGAGGCGAUUAAAACUAAAGCUAUGGUGGAAAGUGCUCCGGAAGAGCUUGCACCACAUGCUGCGCAUAAGAACGAUGAUGUUGUUCUAGAGACAGUUUCAUCGUUAAAGGAAUCAGAAGCAACCAAAGAAGCAGUAGAUCCAGAAGCUACUCAAACUUCAAAGAAAAGAGGUUGGAAACCUACUUUUUUGAAUAAAGCAGAGGAAGGAUAUGAUGAUGCUUGGAUAAGUGGAGAAAGGAGAUCAAAUAUAAGACGGCGGUCAUCAGUUGGUGAAUCAAGAGCUGAGGUACUGGGUUCUGUCUCAAACACCAAAGAAAUCAAUUUCCCCAAAGCCUGUAAAAAACAACGUAAACAACGUAAAAGGAGGAGGAAGUACUUGCCAUCACAUGAAGAGGGGAAAGCAUCUGAUGAUCUGGCUCCUCCAACAACGACCAAGCAGCAUAAUUUAACUCCAAAACGAGUGCGCCAAAAUAAUGAGGUCAAGGUGGAUGUGCAUGGCUAUAAAGUAAAAGUUAGCAGUGCUCCCAUAUUGACUGCCAUUUUUGCCAAGUAUGGUGACAUUGCAGUCAAUUGUCACUACAAAUCAUUGGCUUCCAGAACUUCCCUUCUUGAUCUAGUUUGUGAUGUUGUAAAGAGGCUGAAAGCUGGUGAUGUUGUUUCUUCAUCAAUCAAACAGAUGAAAUCUUUUGUCUCUACUGCCGUGGAAGUCGAGCUUGAUGUAGCUUGGCUGCAGCAGUAUCUGGAUGAGAUUUCAAAAGAGGAGGAUAUGGAGAAAAGGUUACAUAUGAAUAUCGAUAUCCUUCUUCAUUGAAUUGUGGAGCAAGACAUCAAUUUCUCUGUGAAAUGAGUUUAUUAACAUUCUUUUUAUCAACACAUAAUGUUUUUGUUGACGAUCCUUUGCUCCAACAAUAUUAAUUAGGAUUCCUCAAACAAUCUGAUUGAUAUGUUUUGUGUCGGUGUGAAUUAGCAUACAUGUAAAUUGCAUUGCGACACACUUAAAAUCGUUUGCACUCAUUCAUCACUUGAAAAUUUUCCUACA
This is a messenger RNA of Solanum tuberosum (potato), 4476 nucleotides long. RefSeq lists its product as uncharacterized. Lineage: Eukaryota; Viridiplantae; Streptophyta; Magnoliopsida; Solanales; Solanaceae. Gene Ontology annotation, cellular component: chromatin; nucleus. The record is from RefSeq and is a predicted model, not a curated record. Gene Ontology annotation, biological process: DNA repair; mitotic sister chromatid cohesion. The transcript has 14 exons. The coding region runs from base 2656 to 4248 and encodes 530 amino acids.